Messenger RNA from Rhopalosiphum padi (bird cherry-oat aphid), 528 nucleotides. RefSeq lists its product as uncharacterized. Bases 1 to 528 code for a protein of 175 amino acids. The transcript is spliced from 4 exons. Lineage: Eukaryota; Metazoa; Arthropoda; Insecta; Hemiptera; Aphididae. The record is from RefSeq and is a predicted model, not a curated record.
AUGUCGGCGAAAGGACAAAUGAAAAAAAUAACCGGAGUAUAUCGUACAGUAUUUGAGAGAUUGUAUCCUUGUCAGUCGACAAAUUCAUUACAAAUUAAUCUAUAUUUCAGUAAAAGAACAUCAAAUAUAACUGAGGUGAAAGGAAAUUUUACAUUAUUAGAACCUUUUUCCGAUAAUCUUACACUUGAUGUGAACGGUGCAUCUUGGAGUUUAACUGGUGGUUGGAAACCAAAUUCAUUUGUUUAUGUAUCAAAAAAUGCAUGUAGUAGUUUGAAAAUGGUACUUGGAAACGUGUGGUAUUCAAUUAUGAAUGAUUUUAACUUUCCUAGUACAAGCUGUCCAGUUCCAUCGGGUACCUAUAUUACAUCAGGGAUGAAUUUGAAGGAUGUUGAACACCAUAACUUUCCAAAGGUGUACUUUUAUGGGAAAUAUAGAUUUACGUUUAAAGCAAAAAACGAAAAAAAUAAAGUGUUUGGUUGCUUUGUAUUGGAAUUGAGUCUUAUAAGACCGUGGGAAACACCAAUUUGA